Molecule: messenger RNA, 1180 nt
Organism: Hibiscus syriacus
Lineage: Eukaryota; Viridiplantae; Streptophyta; Magnoliopsida; Malvales; Malvaceae
Product: GDSL esterase/lipase At1g54790-like
Exons: 5
Coding region: 38-529 (163 amino acids)
Molecular function (GO): hydrolase activity, acting on ester bonds
Source: RefSeq, a predicted model, not a curated record
UAAUAAUCCCUACAACCUGUUGAUCCUACUGUAGACCAUGGCCCCUGAAUCUUCGGUUCUCCGCAUCAUUGCCUUGGUGUUCGUCUUCUUGCCUCUCACCGAUUCCAUUAACUUCAAACUUCCGGCCAUUUUUAACUUCGGUGAUUCUAAUUCUGAUACCGGUGAGCUAGUAGGUGCUGGCAUCGCUAGCCUCAAACCGCCUUACGGUCGAAGUUACUUCCGAACACCAGCAGGGAGAUACUGUGAUGGCCGUCUCAUCAUUGAUUUUCUCAUGGAUGCAAUGGAUCUGCCGUUUCUAAACGCUUACCUGGAUUCGAUCAGCACGCCGAGUUUCCAUAAAGGUUGCAACUUCGCCGCUGCAGGGUCAACUAUUGAACCGCCUACUGCACAAGCUGUUAGUCCAUUUUCUUUUCGAGUUCAAGUGGCUCAGUUUGUCAGGUUCAAAGCCCGGGUUCUCAGAUUGCUGGCUAAAGGUGAAAAACUUGACAAGUAUCUUCCAGCCGAAGAUUAUUUCUGGAAUGGCCUUUAAUUGUUCGAUAUAGGCCAAAACGACCUAGCGGGUGCAUUUUAUUCCAAAAUUUUUGAUCAAAUACUUGCCUUAAUUCCUUUGAUCUUGACAGAAUUUGAAACUGGAAUAAAGAUACUAUAUGAACAAGGGGCUAGGAAUUUCUGGGUACAUAACACGGGACCUCUCGGAUGCUUAGCUCAAAAUAUCGCUAAAUUCGGAACCAAUCAAUCAAGCCUCAACGAACUAGGAUGUGUCAGCAAGCAUAACCAAGCUGCUAAAGCCUUCAAUCUGCAUUUUCAUGCCCUCUGUAAGAAAUUGCAGAGCCGGUAUACAGAUUCAAACUUUACUUAUGUUGACAUUUACACAAUACAAUCCAACCUUAUAGCGAAUUAUUCUAAAUUCGGAUUCGAGCAGCCGAUAAUGGUUUGCUGUGGAUACGGAGGUCCACCGUUGAAUUACGACAGCCAGAUUGGUUGCGGGAAAACAAAAGUCUUGAAUGGAACCACAAUGACAGCCAAAGCAUGUGAUGAUAGAUCUGAAUAUGUUAACUGGGAUGGAAUUCAUUAUUCGGAGGCUGCAAACCAAUAUGUUUCAUCAGAAAUACUCACAGGAAAGUACUCGGAUCCACCCUUUUCCGACAAAAUGCCGUUCCUUCUAGAUCUAAAGUUCUGA